AUGAAGCAGGCUCUGGGUCUUGGUCUUCUGUGUUUGCUGCUCUGGUCGGAGUCUGCAGUGGCUCAGUUUCCACGUGUUUGCUGCACAGUCCAGGGGAUCCUGUCCAAGCAGUGCUGUCCAGCUCUGGGCUCUGAUCCCACCAACAUGUGUGGUGUGCUGACAGGGAGAGGAAGCUGCGUGACCGUACAAGUGGACGAGAAACCGUGGGGAGGACCGUACAGUCUUAGAAAUGUGGAUGACAGAGAGAGGUGGCCGACCAAAUUCUUCAACCAGACCUGCAAAUGUAACGGUAACUUUGCAGGGUUUGACUGCAGCCAAUGUAAAUUUGGCUGGAUAGGACCAAACUGUGACCAGAGGAAAGCCCCUGUAGUGCGAAAGAACAUCCACGCUCUGACCCCCCAGGAGCUCCAGGAGUUCCUUGAUGCUCUGGAUUUGGCAAAGACCAGUAUCCACCCAGACUAUGUCAUUGCCACUGAGCACUGGCUGGGACUCCUGGGACCAAACGGGAAUGAACCUCAAGUUACCAACAUCUCUGUUUAUGACUUAUUUGUCUGGCAGCAUUACUACUCUGUGAGAGACACUCUACUGGGUCCUGGUCGUCCAUUCAAAGCCAUUGAUUUCUCACACAAGGGGCCAGCAUUCAUCACCUGGCACAGGUAUCACCUCCUCACCUUGGAAAGAGAGCUACAGAGACUGAUGGGCAAUCCGAACUUCGCAAUCCCAUACUGGAACUUCGCCACAGGGCAGAGAGAGUGUGAUGUGUGUACUGACUCCAUGCUGGGAGGUAGAGACCCGGAAAACCCGUCCUUCAUCAGCAGCCAGUCCAGAUUCUCCAGAUGGGGUGUUAUAUGCAACAGUUUGGAUGACUACAAUCGCCUGGUUACCCUUUGCAACGGCACAAAUGAGGGUUUCAUUCAGAGAGGAGUGAUGGGGAUGUCCAACGCAUCUCUGCCCACCAUGACCGAUGUUAGAAGCUGUCUUGGAAUCAGAGACUUUGACAACCCUCCAUACUAUACCAACUCAUCCUCCAGUUUCAGAAAUGCUCUCGAAGGCUACGAAAAACCAGAUGGCCAACUGGAUGAAUCAGUUACUAACCUCCACAACCUGGUCCAUGAUGUACUCAAUGGAACCAGCUCCAUGCCUCACUCUGCAGCCAACGACCCCAUCUUUGUGGUGCUCCAUGCUUUCACUGAUGCCAUUUUUGAAGAGUGGAUGAAAAGAUUUGCUCCCACCAACGCCACUUUCCCGGACCAGAUGGCCCCCAUUGGUCACAACAGGGACUAUAACAUGGUUCCCUUCUUCCCUGCAAUCGCUAACCAGGACAUUUACAUUCCAGCCGAACAGCUGGGAUAUUCCUACGCUGUUGUCCUGGAGGAGCAAGACGGAGGGCCGAGUGUUUUCGUGCUGGGCUCCACUCUUGGGGGAAUCUUCAUCGGUCUCCUGCUGCUUCUCUUUAUCUUUGUGCUCUGGCUGCGUCAGCGGAGAAACAGAGGCUUUGAACCUCUGAUAAAAGCAGACUUCACCACUAGAAAGUACACAGAGGAAGCCUAG
Molecule: messenger RNA, 1551 nt
Organism: Cheilinus undulatus (humphead wrasse)
Lineage: Eukaryota; Metazoa; Chordata; Actinopteri; Labriformes; Labridae
Gene: dct
Product: dopachrome tautomerase
Exons: 8
Coding region: 1-1551 (516 amino acids)
Biological process (GO): ventricular zone neuroblast division; positive regulation of neuroblast proliferation; developmental pigmentation
Cellular component (GO): melanosome
Molecular function (GO): dopachrome isomerase activity; oxidoreductase activity
Source: RefSeq, a predicted model, not a curated record